Molecule: messenger RNA, 2865 nt
Organism: Oncorhynchus masou masou (cherry salmon)
Lineage: Eukaryota; Metazoa; Chordata; Actinopteri; Salmoniformes; Salmonidae
Product: periphilin-1-like
Exons: 2
Coding region: 16-429 (137 amino acids)
Biological process (GO): protein localization to heterochromatin; negative regulation of gene expression, epigenetic; negative regulation of DNA-templated transcription
Cellular component (GO): nucleoplasm
Source: RefSeq, a predicted model, not a curated record
AUAUAAAAGCUUGGGAUGAAUGGGUUUUCAGAAAUCCUUCUUCCAGCCAGCGGAGCGACCCAGGACACCAUCUCUCUCUGUCUCUCUCCCCAGGAGGAGGCUCAUGUCCUAGAGUGGGACCGUGAGGAGGGCCUGCCCCCCAUCGACGAGACCCCCAAGACCCAGGAUGACUUCCAGGAGCGCCGAGCGCUGGCCAUCGGAGCCAAGGCCCGGGAAAUAGAGCAGGUGUACCGGCAGGACUGUGAGACAUUUGGCAUGGUAGUGAAGAUGCUGGUUGCUAAGGACGCUAAUCUGGAGAAGCAGCUGCAGGCUCCACUCCGAGAGAACCUGGGAGAGAUCAGGGAGCGUUGCCUUGACGACCUCAAGCACUUCAUCACCGAUCUGGAUCAGGUGAUUGAGGUCGUGCGGCAACCGGAACCCUCCAUCUGAGACAGACAGCCAAUCGCGUCCCAUCUUACUGUAAGGGAGCCAAUCAGGUCCAGUCUUUUUUUGGGGCCUCCGGCAUACAGUGAGGGCAGGACUCCCAGGGGUCUGCCAUGUGUUAAGACUGUGGAUAUCUUCAGCAGUAUUGGCCCCAUGUUUUCCCACCUUUCUGGGUUUCAGGACAGACGUGCACCAGGUGACCCAUAUGUACUGAUAAUGUCCAGCAGUAAUUAGUCCAUGUUGUCAAAAACAGUGUUCAAAGUCCUGUUCAGCUACUUCCUCACCACCCGAUGAGGGUAUUGGUUCUACAAUGUCCUUAACAAGUAGAAUUGGUAUGUCAAUUUAGGCUCAUAGUUCAUCUGGGAUUGACUGAUUUUAAAACUGUUGUUAACCAGUGUAACCAUAGGGACUGGUCAUCAGUGUUUUUUACUGAACUGGCAAUCUAAUGAUGAUGUGUGACGUGUUAUAGGUCAGCAUCCACUGGUACCACAAACAAUGCUCUGCUACUACAGUACCAGUCAAAGGUUUGGACACACCUACUCAUUCAAGGGUUUUUCUUUGUUUUUACAAUUUUCUACAUUGUAGAAUAAUAGACAUCAACACUAUGAAAUAACACACAUGGAAUCAUGUAGCAACCAAGAAAGUGUUAAACAAAUAAAAAUAUAUUUUAUAUUUGAGAAUCUUCAAAGUAGCCACCCUUUGCCUUGAUGACAGCUUUGCACACUCUUGGUAUUCUCUCAACCAGCUUCACCUGGAAUGCUUUUCCAAAAGUCUUUAAGGAGUUCCCACAUAUGCUGAGCACUUGUUGGCUGCUUUUCCUUCACUCUGCCGUCGUACUCAUCCCAAACCACCUCAAUUGGGUAGAGGUCGGGUGAUUGUGGAGGCCAGGUCAUCUGAUGCAGCACUGCAUCACUCUCCUUGGUCAGAUAGUCUUUACACAGCCUGGAGGUGUGUUGGGUCAUUGUCCUGUUUAAAAACAAAUGAUAGUCACACUAAGCGCAAACCAGAUAGGAUGGCAUUCGUAGCAGAAUGCUGUGGUAGCCAUGCUGGUUAAGUGUGUCUUGAAUUCUAAAAUCACAGACAGUGUCACCAACAAAGCACCAUCACACCACCUCCAUGCUUCACGGUGUGAACCACACAUGUGGAGAUAAUCCGUUCACCUACUCUGCGUCUCACAACGACACGGCGGUUGGAGCCAAAAAGCUCAAAUGUGGACUCAUCAGACCAAAGGACAGAUUUCCACCAGUCUAAUGUCCAUUGCUCGUGUUUUUUUUGGCCCAAGCAAGUCUCUUCUUCUUAUUGGAAUCCUGUAGUAGUGGUUUCUCUGCAGCAAUUCUACCAUAAAGGCCUGAUUUCACGCUUCUCCUCUGAACAGUUGAUGUGUCUGAUACUUGAAGCAUUUAUUUGGUUUGCAAUUUCUGAGGCUGGUAACUAAUGAAUUUAUCCUCUGCAGCAGAGGUACCUCUGGGUCUUCCUUUCCUGUGGUGGUCCUCAUGAGAGCCAGUUUCAUCAUAGCGCUUGAUGGUUUUUGCGACUGCACUUGAAGAAACUUUAAAAGUUCUUGACGUUUUCCGGAUUGACUGACCUUCAUGUCUUAAAGCCGUUUCUCUUUGCUUAUUUGAGCUCUUCUUGCCAUACUAUGGACUUGGUAUUUUACCAAAUAGGGCUAUCUUCUGUAUACCACCCCUACCUUGUCACAACACAAAUGAUUGGCUCAAACGCAUUAAGGAAAGAAAUUAUACAAAUUUACUUCUAACAAAGGCACAUCUGUUAAUUGAAAUGCAUUCCAGGUCACUACCUCAUGAAGCUGGUUGAGGGAAUGCCAAGAGAGUGCAAAGCUGUCAGAAUUGCAAAUAUAAAAUAUAUCCUUUUUUACACUUUUUUUGGUUACUACAUGAUUCCAUAUGUGUUAUUUCAUAGUUUUGAUGCCUUCGCUAUUAUUCUACAAUGUAGAAAAUGGCAGAAAUAAAGAAAAUCCCAGGAAUGAGUAGGUGUGUCCAAACUUUUGACUGGUAUUGUAUGAGUCCAGUUCUUGUUUUAUGAACUCUUCCUGCUAGGUACAUUUGAUUUGAGAUUGCUGCAGUUGAAGCAAGACUUUUGGUGCUACUGCCUGGGAGUAGGAUUGUGCUACUUGUGUAAAGUCUUGUAUGGUCUGAGAAUAUGUUCUCCCUUUUCUUUUGUAUGGACAAUGUGUUCAUCUGACUAUGUUCUAUUUCAGCCAGUGUGGCACUGGCCUUGCUAAAUGUGAUUACAUGUUGUGUUUCCUGACAGAGUUGUAUUCACCACCAGUGCUAAUCUGGCUGGGAGAUGAAGAAAAACACUUUCUAAACGUCAGAUGCUCAACUCAACUUUCUAUAUGUGGAACUGACACGUCUUUGAUGAUUUGUGAUUUAAAACGAUUUUUGAGUGUAACAAAAAUAAAGAUGGUUUUUAUUAUGUAAA